Drosophila subpulchrella is the source of this 2742-nucleotide messenger RNA. RefSeq lists its product as uncharacterized. Gene Ontology annotation, biological process: phosphatidylinositol phosphate biosynthetic process; inositol metabolic process; signal transduction. The coding region runs from base 853 to 2664 and encodes 603 amino acids. The record is from RefSeq and is a predicted model, not a curated record. Gene Ontology annotation, molecular function: inositol monophosphate 1-phosphatase activity. NCBI's taxonomy places the organism in Eukaryota, Metazoa, Arthropoda, Insecta, Diptera, Drosophilidae. The transcript has 3 exons.
AUUAUGCUUGACACAUUCCUACAUACGAUCUACAUGUUAAAGAGAACCGCUCGGAUAUACUAUAUACUAUAUACACCAUAUAUAUGUUAUACGGUCAGAAGACUUACUGCAACGAAACAUAUCAUUGAAGUUACUGCUGCAAGCCUAUGAAUAUUAUAGAGGAUUUUAUUGUUAGAGCUCGUUAUUUUUGGGAGAUCGAUCUAGACAUAUUCGAUAUUAUGGAUUGGCUGAUAAGGGGGCACGGUGCCCAGUCUGAUUGUAAAAAGAUUGUUAGUUUUACAGCGAUGACGAACGGAAGAAUGCAAUUUACAUAUCUAUAUAUAUAUUUCUGUAUAUGAACGUAUGUGUAUAAUAAAGUUUAUUGUUUUAAUGUGUUUGAACCUGCAAAUCCCAAAGAGAUCGUUUUAGUUUUUUAGAUUAAAUAUUACAGUAAAUCAAGAAACUAAGCUAACUUCGGUAAAAGCCAUGUACAUAUAUACAGAGCAUUACGAAAAAUUAUGAAAAUGAGAGCAUGAUUGAUCUACAAGAAUUCAACCAAACCGGGAGCUGUAGGACUCGUUCCGACUGAUAUAUAACCUACAAUAGAACAAAGACUUGGUAAGGUUUUUUGGGUUCGAGAACGUCUCCAUCAGUGCGUUGCAACUUUCUGACUGAUAACAUUAUACCCUUUGCAAGGGUAUAGUUGAUCAACUUUAGGAUCUAAAGUAUAUCCUUAGAUCACACUGGCCAUGCUGUAAACUUCCGGCUCGGCCAGUCAAUUCUCAACCUUUGACAAACCAGCUUAGUUGAUUUUCGGCUAGGCCUUUCAACACCUUGGUGGCAGUGGAAGAACGAAGGACGAUCUCCAUCAAAAUGGCCGACGAACAGCAUCCGCCCAACAAGGAGCCGGGCCAGGAUGACGCCCAGGAGAGGAACGCUGCCACGCGAUUCGGGUUGGAGGACCACGAGGCCACUCAGCAGGAUGCCCGGGUGACCACACUGCGACAUGCCGAGGAGCGACGUGGCUCCAUGGCGCCGCCCCACGACAAGCGCUCGAUGUCCGUUAGGGUAUCGCAAACGCGGUUGCCGGCCGAAAAUGACCCAAAUCGAACCAAUGCUCCCGUUGGUCCCAAGCCCGCUCCGGCUCCGGCCAAGCCUUUGGAUGACAUUUCCUCCCGUAACUCCUUGGUGCAAGGUGCCGCUGUGGCUCCAGAUCUUCCACCAAAACCACAGCGCAGCUCUGACGCCGACGCCGACGGCGAGUCCUCCGAAGUGGAUAAGAAACCGGCAGCAAGAAAGUCGGAGAAAAGGGUAUCAUCAUCAUCAUCCUCAUCGGAGGAGCAGUUGAAGAAGGACGAAGCGAAACCCGCGCCACCUGCUGAAGAACCAGCACCACCACCACCUCCACCACAACCUCAACCGCAGCGGAAAUCCAUAGAUUUCGCGGAGACAGAAGCGGCACCCAUUCCCCCGCCGGCGCAGAGGCAGGAGGAUGUGCCCAUGCCGCCGCCUAUGAUGUCGUCCUUGCCGACAGAUGAUAGCAAGGAAGAUGUGCAGAGCUUGAACAGCAAGCUGACCAACACGGACAUCACCUUCCAUCCAUCGAAGGUGUUCGCCUCCAAGGGAACCAACACAUCCGGCAUGAUCUACUCGGAUGACGAGGAGGAGCAGGUGGAGGAGGAUCUUCCCAAGGUGCCGGCCGAGUUCCCCGACAGUGAUCUGGACACUCUGUUCCUGCUGGCCUGUCGCGAGGUGAAGAAGGCUGGCACCAUUGCCCUGGCGGAGAACGAAAAGCAGCAGGAGUACACCACCAAGAAGCACACCAACGACCUGGUCACUCCCACUGACAACAUAGUCGAGGAGACCUUCAUCAAGGCCAUCAGUACGCGCUAUCCCGACCACAAUUUCAUUGCCGAAGAGCGAACUUCAAAGUCGGAGACCGGAAUGGUGACCCUGACAGAUGACCCAACCUGGAUAAUCGACCCCAUUGAUGGCACCAUGAACUAUGUCCACCACUUUCCGUACUACUGCAUAUCGGUGGCCUAUUUGGUGAACCAGGAGACUCAGUUUGGUAUCAUCUACAAUCCGCCGAUGAAGAACAUGUAUACAGCUCAGAAGGGAAAGGGGGCUCAACUGAAUGGCGAGAUGAUCAGGACGACUGGACAGACCAAUCUCUCCUCGGCCAUGGUCCUGCAGGAGUACAGUUCGGGAGGCAAUGAGACGCGCAACCAGGUGGCCCAUGAGAACGCCCACCGGCUGUUGAAGAGGGCCCACGCGAUGCGUUCCAUUGGAUCUUCCGCCAUGGGUUUGGCCAUGGUGGCAUCUGGAGUGGCGGAUGCCUAUUACAACUUCGGUUUACACGUUUGGGACAUGGCCGCUGGAGCUAUUAUAGUCACCGAGGCGGGCGGAGUGGCGAUGGAUCCGGCUGGAGUGGAACUGGACAUCAUGUCCCGAAGAUGCCUGGCCGCCUCCACCGAGCACCUUGCCUUGGAGUUGGGCAGCAACCUGGAGCAGAACUAUCCCUCGCCACGCGACGACGAACCGCGAUCCGUGAAUCCCAAUGAAUACGGACCCGCUGCGGAGACCAGGGACUUCACCGGCCAGACGGAUUUCCCCGAUUCAGAGACCCCGGACACCACGGACACCGAACAGUCCAACGAGAAGCCAGCGGCGACUGCCAACUGACCACCAGGAAGGCCAGCUGAAAUUCAUUUUAGUUAUUUAAUAAAUUGACCAUGCAAGGGGACAGAAAUUUUAAAUAAA